Oncorhynchus keta (chum salmon) is the source of this 3960-nucleotide messenger RNA. Its product is annotated as guanylate kinase-like. The record is from RefSeq and is a predicted model, not a curated record. Gene Ontology annotation, molecular function: GMP kinase activity; ATP hydrolysis activity. The transcript is spliced from 16 exons. Gene Ontology annotation, cellular component: cytosol. The coding region runs from base 130 to 1413 and encodes 427 amino acids. Gene Ontology annotation, biological process: purine nucleotide metabolic process. NCBI's taxonomy places the organism in Eukaryota, Metazoa, Chordata, Actinopteri, Salmoniformes, Salmonidae.
GUCAAUCAGUCUGACACACACCUACCAACAACUCACAAACACACACCCAGGUAAAGCUCUCUCCUCCGUCUCAAUCACUCCGAGACAUCUUCUCUACAGCCACCCAGUACAGCCACUGAGACAAGUGUUAUGGAAGGACCCAGGCCUGUUGUUUUGAGCGGUCCCUCGGGGGCAGGGAAGAGCACUCUUAUGAAGAUGCUGCUGAGGGAUUACGAUGGAGUCUUUGGCUUCAGCGUGUCACAUACAACAAGGAGCCCACGUCCAGGAGAGGUAGACGGCAAAGAUUACCACUUCUCCAACAGGGAGGCUAUGCAGGAGGAUAUUGACGAUGGGACGUACAUUGAGAAUGCAGAGUUUUCCGGGAACCUGUAUGGAACAAGCAAGUCUUCUGUAGAUGAAGUGCGGGCCAAUGGUCUCAUCUGCAUUCUGGAUGUGGACAUCCAGGGAGUAAGGAACAUCAAGCAAACUGACCUGGACCCUAUCUAUGUCUCUAUCCAGCCCCCCUCUAUAGAGAUCCUGGAAAAGCGUCUGAGGGACAGAAAUACGGAGACAGAGGAGAGUCUGCAGAAGCGUCUGGAGGCAGCACGGGUUGACAUGGAGCUCAGCAACGAGCCUGGAGUGUUUGACAUGCUUAUUGUCAAUGAUGACUUAGAGGAGGCUUAUGAGAAGUUGCAAAGUGUUCUUAUUGAGGAAAUUACUAAAGUUCAGUCAACCAAGAAAGAAAGAUGCAAUUCUAUUAUGUCAGGACCCAGGCCUGUUGUAAUAAGUGGCCCCUCAGGGGCAGGGAAGAGCACUCUGCUGAAGAAGCUGCUGAAGGACUACAAGGGAGUUUUCGGCUUCAGCGUAUCACAUACAACAAGGGACCCACGUCCAGGAGAGGUAGAUGGCAAAGGCCUGUUCGGUCUGCCUAUGCUUCUGGGGGCUAUGUUACUGCCCGUAGCAGACAUCCUAUCUUCUGUUUCAUCCGCAGAUUACCACUUCACAAACAGGGAGGCUAUGCAGGAGGAUAUUGACAAGGGAGAAUUCAUUGAGACUGAUGAGUUUUCGGGCAACCUGUACGGAACAAGUAAGAGUGCUGUACAGGACGUGAGGGCCAAGGGCCUCAUUUGUAUCUUGGACGUGGAUAUCGCAGGGGUGAGGCACAUCAAGGAGACUAACCUGGACCCAAUCUACAUCUCUAUCCAGCCCCCCUCUAUUGAGGUCCUGGAAGAACGUUUGAGGGGUAGAGCGACGGAGACAGAGGAGAAAAUACAGAGCCGCCUGGAAGAAGCCCGGACUGACAUGGAGGAGUGCAACGAGCCUGGAUUGUUUGACAUUGUCAUUGUCAACAGCGACUUGGAUGAGGCCUAUGAGAAGUUGCAAAGUGUUCUUAAGGAGGAAAUAGCAAAAGUUCAGGAGGUCAUCAAGUCAUAAGGAGCUACAGUAACAGUGUCCAAGUCUUCCUCUUGCCUGAUACUUUACGGGAGAUAUGAAGACUUUUACUCCAGCAUGAACAACACCAUCUAUGAUACUGCAUCAACACUGAAACACAAUAAGAUCCACUCCCCUGAGACAUCAGCUGAUUUAGCCACAUAAAGAACUGUUCUGAGCGUUGCAGAGAAACAUACGAUAUGCAUCUAAGACCAGGGGUUGGAACAGGUUCGAGAAACAGAAUCAGAACAAAAGUGAUCUGUACUGUUCCAGAACAGAACCGUUAUUUUAAAAGCAAUGAAACUACUUUAAAAAAUGCAAAACUGGUUAAUAAUGUUAUUUAAUAUUUCUGUCAUUUUUAUAAUAAUGGUUCUGUUCAGAACGAAACAAUUGAAAAACAAUUUGCUUCCAACACCUGCCUAGGACUCAAGAAGAUUGUCUUACAUUCUUAGAGUCAAUAGAUCAUGAGAAAUGGGUAAGGGAAUGGGACAUUUGAUAGGUACAGUUGAAGUCGGAAGUUUACAUACACUUAGGUUGGAGUCAUUAAAACUCGUUUUUCAACCACUCCCCAAAUGUCUUGUUAACAAACUCUAGUUUUGGCAAGUUGGUUAGGACAUCUACUUUGUGCAUGACAAGUAAUCUUUCCAACAAUUGUUUACCGGCAGAUUAUUUCACUUAUAACUGUAUCACAAUUCCAGUGGGUCAGAAGUUUAAAUGCACUAAGUUGACUGUGCCUUUAAACAGCUAGGAAAAUUCCAGAAAAUGAUGUCUUUAGAAGCUUCUGAUAGGCCAAUUGACAUCAUUUAAGUCAAUUGGAGUCUAUGGAUGUAUUUCAAGGCCUAUACUGUCAAGCUCAGUGCCUCUUUGCUUGACAUCAUGGGGAAAUCAAAAGAAAUCAGCCAAGAACUCAGAAACAAAUUGUAGACCUCCACAAGUCUGGCUCAUCCUUGGGAACAAUUUCCAAAUGCCUGAAGGUACCAUGUUAAUCUGUACAAACAAUAGUACGCAAGUAUAAACACCAUGGGACCAGGCAGCCGCCAUACUGUUCAGGAAGGAGACGCGUUCUGUCUCCUAGAGAUGAACGUACUUUGGUGCGAAAAGUGCAAAUCAAUCCCCGAACAACAGCAAAGGACCUUGGGAAGAUGCUGGAGGAAACAGAUACAAAAGUUUAUCAACAUAACCUAAAAGGCCGCUCAGCAAGGAAGAAGCCACUGCUCCAAAACUGCCAUAGAAAAAGCCAGACUACGGUUUGCAACUGCACAUGGGGACUAAGAUCAUACUUUUUGGAGAAAUGUCCUCUGGUCUGAAACAAAAAAAGAGCUGUUUGCCAUAAUGACCAUCAUUAUGUUUGGAGGAAAAAGGUGGAGGCUUGCAAGCCGAAGAACACCAUCCCAACCGUGUAGAACGGGGAUGGCAGCAUCAUGUUGUGGGGGUGCAUUGCUGCAGGAGGGACUGGUGUACUUCACAAAAUAGAUGGCAUCAUGAGAAGGGAAAUUAUGUGGAUAUAUUGAAGCAACAUCUCAAGACAUCAGUCAGGAAGUUAAAGCUAGGUCCCAAAUGGGUCUUCCAAAUGGACAAUGACCCCAAAUAUACUUCCAAAGUUGUGGCAAAAUGGCUUAAGGACAACAAAAUCAAGGUAUUGGAUUGGCCAUCACAAAGCCCUGACCUCAAUCAUAUAGACAAUUUGUGGGCAGAACUGAAAAAGCGUGUGCGAGCAAGGAGGCCUACGAACCUGACUCAGUUACAACAGCUCUGUCAACUUAUUGUGGGAAGAUUGUGGAAGGAUAACCGAAACGUUUGACUCAAGUUAAACAAUUUAAAGGCAAUGCUACCAAAUACUAAUUGAGUGUAUGUAAACUUCUGACCCACUGGGAAUGCGAUGAAAGAAAUAAAAUGUGAAAUAUAUAAUCAUCUCUACUAUUAUACUGACAUUUCACAUUCUUAAAAUAAAGUGCUGAUCCUAAUUUUUUCUAGGAUUAAAUGUCAGGAAUUGUGAAAAACAAUUUAUAUGUUUAUAUGAGUUUAUAUGUAUUUGGCUGAGGUAUGUAAACUUCUGACUUCAACAGUACGUGUCGAGUAUACAGUAGAUCCUAGUAAAUGUCUACUUCCUGUAGACAAAUAGAAACUACUGCCAAAGCCACUAGACCUUCCCCUAAAACCUUCAUUGUCAAGGUUCGACAUUAUACUUAACAUGUCCCUGACUUAACAUGUGUGAUGACCAUCCAACAUAUCAUGGACAAACAACCCGAGAAGUAGUAAAACUAUAAAACAUUCUUAGCUGUGAAAAGUCACAUCAGCGGAACACCUUUGAGGUAAACACUACACUGUCUUUUAAUCUAAACCGUUUUUUGGUCCAAUAGUAAGAAACCAUUCUGUAUCCUGUAGUCUAAUUUUCUCUCUUGGUUUUAAUCAAUGAUAAAGUUCUUGAGUAAUGUUACACAAAAAAAGGGAGGGAUGUGUGUUGUUGAGUGUAUUUGUGGAUGAACAUGUAACUGGCUGGGUAAGGACCCGAGCACUCAGCACACAGCUUUCAGAGGUCACAGGUCAGUC